Messenger RNA from Trichoderma gamsii, 249 nucleotides. RefSeq lists its product as hypothetical. The transcript has 2 exons. Bases 1 to 249 code for a protein of 82 amino acids. NCBI's taxonomy places the organism in Eukaryota, Fungi, Ascomycota, Sordariomycetes, Hypocreales, Hypocreaceae. Gene Ontology annotation, biological process: mitochondrial respiratory chain complex III assembly. The record is from RefSeq and is a predicted model, not a curated record.
AUGUCAUUGGCCGCCUACAGACAUCUCCUGCGCUCUGCGCGCAUCGCCUUCUCAGGCGACGUCCAUGUCCUCUCAGCCGCUCAGAACCAAAUCCGACAAACUUUCCUCGAAAACCGCAGUCUAGACUCGUCCGGCAUCCAGGCCGCAAUCCGACAUGCCGAGGACGUGGCCACGAUUCUGCGCGAAAACGUGGUGCAGGGACAGAAGAUUGAGAGCAAGGGCGACGAGCAUACUUUCAGUGAGACUUGA